This is a messenger RNA of Neltuma alba, 2457 nucleotides long. Its product is annotated as E3 ubiquitin-protein ligase PRT1-like. The transcript is spliced from 8 exons. Gene Ontology annotation, biological process: proteasome-mediated ubiquitin-dependent protein catabolic process. Bases 395 to 1507 code for a protein of 370 amino acids. Gene Ontology annotation, molecular function: zinc ion binding; ubiquitin protein ligase activity. Lineage: Eukaryota; Viridiplantae; Streptophyta; Magnoliopsida; Fabales; Fabaceae. The record is from RefSeq and is a predicted model, not a curated record.
CCUUGGCCUUGCUGCCUCGGUUAUGGACGAUUACUUCGGAUUGAGGCAAAAUAAAAUAGAAAAUAACAUAUUCUAUGGGUUGCCCUGCACAUCGAACCCAGGUGUUGUCAGGCCUGGUUCAAUGGUUAUAUAAAUACACUACGUAUUCCUAUAUAUUUCCAGAACCUCAUCUGGCUUACGCUCAUCAUCUGGUAUUACGCUUCUCUCUGUUCCCGGCUCCAGAAAUAUGGCCUUGCAGGGAACGGAGAACGCUUACGAAGAUCCAAAUCUUGCCGACGAUGAACAAGAAGAAUUCUCCGAAUCCUUUGUUUGCUGCGUUUGUCUGGAUCUAUUAUAAAAGCCUAUUGUACUGUCUUGUGGUCACAUAUCCUGUUUCUGGUGUGUCCAUCAGUCAAUGAGCCCCCUUUGUGAGUCUCAUUGUCCAAUUUGUAGGCGUCCAUAUUAUCACUUUCCAACAAUCUGUUGGAUGCUUCACUUUUUGCUUCAGAAGAUGUAUCCUGCUGCUUACAAGAGAAGGGAAAUUCAAACUCUUGAGGAAGAAAAGAAACGGGGCACUUUCUCUCCUCAAAUUGAUGGUGAUAAUCUUGCGUCAGACGUCAAGUUUGAUCAUCCAGGUACUUCAUCUCCCUGCUAUGCUGGAAAUCUGGUUUCCAACCCGCAGAAUGCCGGACUCUCUGCAAGUAUGGAGCAAUCAGGGUCUGAAACUCAAAAGCAAAAUAACGGAAACAUCUGUUCUAAAGAUGUUUUUGGUGGAACUCCUGAAGAUUUUGGCACGCCUGCUCAAGUAAAAAUGCUGCCUCAGACCGACCGGCAGGAAAAGAUAUCAGCUGCAGAUGUGGUGUGUUCAACAUGCAAGCAACUGCUUUUUCAUCCUGUUGUUCUUAACUGUGGUCAUGUAUACUGUGAGUCUUGCAUCAAGAACUCAACUGAUGAGAUGCUUAGAUGCCAAAUUUGUCAACUCCCACAUCCAAGAGGAUUUCCAAAAGUUUGUUUGGAGCUUGAUCACUUUAUAAAGGAACAAUUCCCUGAGGAAUAUGCAAAGCAAAGAGAUGCUGUUCAACUGAGGCAUAUCAACGAUAAACCUGAGACCCCUUCUUGUUCAUUGAACGAGGGUGGAGGAGGAAAAGCAGCAUGGUGGUCUGAUCCUCACUCAAAAGUACAUGUUGGAGUUGGUUGUGAUUUUUGUGGGAUGUUUCCAAUUGUUGGGGAUAGAUACAGAUGCAAAGACUGUAAGGAGAAGGUUGGUUUUGAUCUUUGUGCUGAGUGUUAUAAAAUUCGCAGCAAGAUUCCUGGUCGGUUCAAUCAGCAGCACACUCCAGAUCACGAGUUUGAGCUUAACUCAGUGAACAUGAUCCAUAGCAUAAUAACACUGGUAACUGGACGGUUAGGACAUGGUUCCACUGAAAACAUGCUGAUGGAAGGCCUAGGGUUUAGACCUGAAGAUCCCAAUUUGGUUGUUGAUGCUGAUGAAGAACAUGCCCAGAAUGACUCUGAAGGCACCAAUUGAAGAGUUGAAUUGACAAAAAUCCCAUGGUCAUCUGCUGUUUUUUUUGGUUGGGAAUCAGUCAAUAGUUCAUUUGGAAAAGGACAGUUGAGGAACCAUGAGUGAUGAUCACAGAUAAGGACCUUGAAAAAAAUCAGAAUUAGUCUCAAGGACAAUAAAACUAUUAUUAGUUACAAUUUGAUCUUGUGCAUGUUACCAGAGUGUUUAUAUUCAAUGGUAGUGACAAUUUUAAACAUCGUUGUAAGAUUGAAAAGAUCAAACUAUAAUUUUAGGAAAUACCGCUGAUAACAUCAGGGAGCUAUUCAAAUGGUUCUUGAGAUUUUUUUUAAAUAGUUUUAAGGUUUGUAAUUGUUAAUAUUUUGCUUCAUGGCUUUCUGCAAGGAAAGUCAUAUAUCUCCAUGAUUUGUACUACCUGCGUGAGAGUUUGCUUCAUUUCACAGCCUUAUUGACGCUUGAGAUCCGAGCUGAACAUGCCCUCCAUUCUGUGGUAGAUUGCCUGACCUAUCCCAUCAAGCAUUAUUAGGAUCCUCUAAAGUUUCGAGAUUUACAGUGUAUAUUUUCAGAGGGACGCGAAAUAAAGGAGACUUGAUUGGUGGGUCUUAUUUAUGAGAUGGGAAUCCCAUGUCAGUUGUGUUUCUCUCUUCAAAAUUUACACACGUCAAGUUUCUUUUAAAACGUGAGGAUCCAAAGUGUGCAGACAACUUUGUUAACUUGGGUUUUGAUGCUUAAUGUCAGUGUCCAAUCUGUUCGUAUAUGGCAACAGAUGUUUGGGCAUUUUCUGUUUUACAUUUGAGUUUGCCCAAGAGGUAAAUAAUGUUGAAGACGUGUGAGUCAACAAUGUUAUCGUAUGGUUUAUCUAAUAACUGUUCUAUAGGCACUUGUAGUUUGGUAUCUUUGGAUUCUAUGAUUUUCCAAAUGACUAUAAACUGUUCUUUUUCUUUGCUUACAGAAUA